AUGAAGCUGACUUGCGAUCGUUAUGUGCAUUGUAAUGGUAAUUCCAGGUGUGGAACAUCACUCAAAGGCGAGUUAGAAGUUACCUUUCACCAUGGGAAGACAAAACAUGAUAUUUUUAGCGAAUCUAGUGAACAAAUCAAACCUUUAACAAAAGAGGAGAAAGAACAAAAGGUAAUGGAGAUGAGGGAGAAGAUCAGAGUUGCGAUGGCCAGAAAGCAGGAGAAAGAGGAACAAGAAGCAAAUGAAAAGGAAAGGAAGCGAAGACUGGAUGGACGAGCUACUGCAGAUAUGUUAGAGCGUCGGCGAGAACUAGAGAUGAAACAGGCAGCGGAACAACGGAGAAGGGAUAAGCAGGAGGCAACAGAGGCAAAGAAGCGGAUACUGGAGGAAAUAAAACGUGAUCGUGAAGCUUUUAAAGAUGGCCAGAAAAGUCCUGCCAGUAAUGUUGUUCCUACCCAAAAGCCAGCACCUGUAAAAAAUACUUCAUCUAAUACAGAUCAUUGCAACCUGCAGAUACGUCUUCCAAAUGGAACAACGAUGAAAGAAAAGUUCAAGUCGACAGAAACGUUGGCCGCUGUGAGAGUAUGGAUCGAAGUUAACAGGCAGGACCCCGAAGAGUUUCAUUACCCUUUCGCUUUAAUGGUACCAUUCCCCCACCAAACGUUUACAGAGGACGACAUGGAAAAGCCGUUGAACGCCCUAGGUAACUUAUUUCUAAUGCCUCACAUCACUCUCUCAAGCACUAAUCGGUUUUCAGGCCUGGUCCCAUCUGCAUGCCUCGUCGUGGCGCGAGCCAAGAGUUUUUGA
Molecule: messenger RNA, 807 nt
Organism: Enterobius vermicularis (human pinworm)
Lineage: Eukaryota; Metazoa; Nematoda; Chromadorea; Rhabditida; Oxyuridae
Source: the annotation of a GenBank genome assembly